UAAACUCGUAAGAUUCCCUUCCUUUCUGCUUCUUCUAUUGCUUGUUGUAUUGUUUUGAUUCUUUUUCGAUACCCCCUGCAAAUAUAAACUCGAUCACCCCCUUCCGUCAAGACGAUUUCUUCUCCGACAGGCACGACUAAACAUAAGUAAUAAUCGAAAUCAUCAUGACCGCGAGAUUCGACAGACAACGGCAUUGCGGAGAAAAUACAUCUUAUUGUUAGUCGAGAUAAAGAGAGAGAGAGAGAAAAAAUUUGAUAAGAAGGGAAAUAUAGUGAGCCGAAGGAAUUAUGCCGGACAAAAAUCCAAGCUGUCGAGAUGGACAACGCGAAAACAAAGACUUAUUUGUUGACGAGAUAUCGUCGAUUGGCAUGUCACUGCGGCCCAGCGGCAGCGCUUCAUCCGGUAUCUCGACCCUCGCCAGCUGUGGUGAAGUCGACGCGCUACCCGAGCUUCCGGCACAGGAUGAAGAACGUUUACAACGUGCAGCACGUUUGUUGCAACAGCGGCUUGUGUUGCGUCAAUGGUUGGCAGAUCAUGGCUUACAUAGCUAUUAUCAAAAGCUAAUGCAAAUGGAUGUUAUGUCUCUCGAAGACGUAUAUUGGGUAGAGGACACUGCGGCACAAGCCACGCUUGGCAAGGACCUACAACGAUGGAUUCAGGCCAGACAAGCGUUACCUACUUCGAAACGAGAUUUAGAAACUUUGAAAGCAGAUCUAUGGAGUGCCGUUGUAAAAAACAGUCAACAUCAAGACGCUUGGACAUGGGGUGGAAUGUUAGUAGUAUCCGUGUCAGUAGCUGGUUUAGUUACUUUAGCUGCUAUGACACAACCAGCAUUAGCACCAGAAGCUAAGCACUCCCUAUUGCAAUAUGUUACUGGGAAAUAUUUAUUACCGAGCAACUGUCGUGUCCAUUUUGAGUGGGAAGAACCACAACUUGUAGGAGAAACAAUGACUUUUACUGUAAAGUUCUACCAACGAAAUGGUCAACCAUAUCCGAUCUGCGACAAAGAUAAUCUCAUUGUGGAAGUGACAGAAGGCUCGCGGAGAGUAGCUACUCUAAUAGAAUUAGGAGGUACCGAUCCUUUAGCUGCAAAUACUGCAGUAGUGAAGUUCACCGUCCGCCAUGCUGGACAAUACAAAAUAGCUGUACUUAUUGGAUCAUGUCACGUUCAUGGCAGUCCAUUUCUUAAAAAUUUUCUGCCUGGACCUCCAGAUCCAAAUAAAACCGUCUUCGUACGUCAAAGUUCUACGGUCGUUUGUACAGCUGGUAUUGCACAUUCAAUGACAAUAGAACCGCGAGACGAAUAUAAUAACUUAUGCGUAUUUGGCCCUGGCGAUAAACCCACUAAAGGGUACGAUGUCAAUAUUAUUCAGCAGAUAGGUAAUCCUGCGGAAAAAGGAUCGGUUAUAGAUUACUCAAUUCAUCUCGACUACGAUUCUCCAAAUCAAAGAGUUCGAUUGAAAGUUAGUUUUCCGAAAGGUGGUUGUUAUCAUGCGACCGUUAGUCUCGCAGGAUUACAAUUACAUAAUGGAGACUUUGACAUUAUCGUUCUGGAAAGUUCCGUUGCAAGAAUGGUUCACAGUAAUGUUGCUUCUAAAGAUCCAGAUACAUGUUACGUUGCUAAAUUAUUAGGUAUGCAAGGUGAAAGAUUCUCUAAGCCAAAAAAGGUCUUUUGUUAUAUAUCACCAAAACAAUUAACGAUCAAGGAAUAUUUGUUAAAGUUCAUUCCUAAAAGACUUGUUACUUUUAGAUUAUGUCCUUCAACUAAGUUUCAUUUUGACUGUACGAACAAUCAACACGAGGGAUAUCAUUCGUUUUCGAUAGACGACGGAUGUCAGCCACCUGUCGAAUUAAUUUCUUUAUAUCGUGACAUAAUAGCCGCUACCUUUACAUUGUUUCUUCUUAAAAAUAUUGGUGGUAGCGAAACCUUCGCCGAUAAACAAGAUUUUUUUUAUCACGAAGUUCGAAAACAUCACCAAAAAUAUUAUCACGAGAAGCUAUCGAUGAAAGUACAACGAGACAAACUUUUAGAGUCGUCGAUGAAAGCUACAAAAGGAUUUUCAGUUAGCGAUUGGUGUAGAAACUUUGAGAUAACGUUUCAAGGCGAACAAGGAGUUGACUGGGGUGGAGUACGCCGCGAAUGGUUCGAAUUGAUUUGCGCGGCUCUAUUUGAUCCAGGAAAUGGAUUGUUUGCAUCAUUUGGUGAAUCUCAGCAAGCUUUAGUACAUCCUAACAGUAAACGGCCUGCUCAUCUUAAAUUAAAGCAUUACGAAUUCGCUGGUCGCAUAGUCGGCAAAUGUUUAUACGAAUCGGCACUUGGUGGAUCGUAUCGGCAAUUGGUACGAGCAAGAUUUACAAGAUCUUUUCUUGCACAAAUUAUAGGUCUUAGAGUGCAUUAUAAGGUAAAGUAUUUCGAACAAGAUGACCCUGAUUUAUAUUUGAGUAAAGUGAAAUACAUCCUUGAGAAUGACGUGGAAGAAAUGGAAUUGUAUUUUGUUGAAGAAGAAUAUGAUAAGGAUGGUCAAUUAUUAAAAGUAGCAGAAUUAAUUCCUGGUGGUAGUAAAGUACGCGUUACCAAUGAAACGAAACUUCGAUAUUUAGAUGCAUUGGCUCAGCACAGACUCGCUAGCUCGAUUCGUAACGAAGUUGAUCACUUUCUACGUGGCCUCAACGAACUCAUUCCAGACAAUUUAUUAGGCAUAUUUGAUGAAAAUGAAUUAGAAUUGCUGUUAUGUGGGACCGGUGAAUAUAGCGUAGCAGACUUACGAGCACAUCACAUAGCUAAUGGAAGUUCUCCAGAAUUUCUACGUGUCCUCGAUUGGUUUUGGACAGCAGUAAGUAAUUUUACGCGAGAAGAAAUGGCACGAUUACUUCAGUUUACUACCGGUUGUUCCCAAUUACCACCUGGCGGAUUUCAACAACUGAGCCCACGCUUUCAAAUAACAGCAGCACCGACAUUUGCCAAUUUACCCACAGCUCAUACAUGUUUCAAUCAACUUUGCUUGCCUGAUUACGAGUGCUACGAUCAUUUUGAACGAGCAUUGUUAUUAGCAAUCAGUGAAGGUACCGAAGGUUUUGGUAUGAUCUAACGAAAAAAAAAAAGCUAUAUAAAAUAAAACUAAACAUGCACACAUACAUACAUAUACACGUUAACCUCUAGUCUAUUCUAGUCGAUAUAAUUUGUCCAGUUAAAAAAUUGAAACAAUGUAUGUUGUGGCCCUAUUUUAUAUUAUUUGAUAUCAAAUAUUCAUUUUCAUUCUAACGUUUAUUUUCAAUAAUAUUUUUUCAUGGUUAAGCUUUUAUACUCUUAAAUAACGUAUUAACUGCAUUUCGUUAAACGUAAAACGUUUAAAGUAUUAUUAAAUAACAAAUCUUUACGUUUUGCUAAUGACCAUCAAAAUUUAAGCGUAAGAACAUGCCGCAUGUAAUGGCUUGUGGUAACGUUUUUUAUAUAAAAAAAACCGUUAUAUACUAAAAAAAACAUAAGAGCAAUUUAUAAUUCCAUCAUCAGUGAAAAAGUUGCUCGAUUUCUCAAAGCAAAAUUUAGUAUAAGUAAGGUAUUCUAAGUAUUGUUGAAUAUAUUAACAUGUUUCGUUACUCGAGCCAUAAGAUUCAGCAUAAUUCGACUUGCAAAAUAUUAACAAAUAUUUGCAGGAAAUAAAUUGAAACUGAGAUA
Molecule: messenger RNA, 3676 nt
Organism: Polistes canadensis
Lineage: Eukaryota; Metazoa; Arthropoda; Insecta; Hymenoptera; Vespidae
Product: apoptosis-resistant E3 ubiquitin protein ligase 1
Exons: 16
Coding region: 288-3089 (933 amino acids)
Biological process (GO): proteasome-mediated ubiquitin-dependent protein catabolic process; positive regulation of protein catabolic process; protein polyubiquitination
Molecular function (GO): ubiquitin-protein transferase activity
Source: RefSeq, a predicted model, not a curated record